AUGUCAAGUUCUGACACCAAAAAUUCCACCACCAGAUCCAAUUCAGAUGCACAGUCACGGCUUGAUAACAUCAAUAGCACUCUAGCAGAUGCUGGAAGCACGAGUGGUGAAUUGAGAGCUAAUUUUGCAUCCUCUUCUGAAUCAUCGAAGAGCAAGUCACAUUCUGAGGGCAAGAAACUACAAUCAUCGCCAUUGUUAUCCUCUACACCACCUGUUGUAUCAAAGGCUCUUGUCAGAGCGUACCCAUAUUUAUUAAUAAUCAAUAAAAUCCUAGCAAUUGCUACAUGGACCAACGAAGACUACUGGGUUAAUAUCGUUAUUGUGAGUUUGUAUGCUUUUGCAGUAUUGUACUUUGAAAAUUUGGUGACAUGGUUUGGUCAUUUGAUAAUCGUGGGCGUAAUAACUUUGUUUGCUUUGUUGAAUGAAAAAAUUAUUGAGGAGACUAGAGUGAAUCCCACUUUAGAUGAUGUGGUUCAUGCAUUGACUGCUACAUGUAUCAAAGCAGACAUGUUGAUUUUUCCUAUAACUUCGUUGUCAUUGACGGCUUAUGACAUCAAGAGGCUUUUGUUUACGACCUUGUUCCUUACUCCCGUUUACUUGAUUGUGACUUUCUUGUUGAUCAAACCUCGUAUUAUUUUGUUAUUCACAGGCUUGUUUUUGCUUACAUACCAUUCAUCCUAUUCGGUCGUGAUCAGAAGAAUUAUUUGGAAGAUCAAAGCCGCUAGAGUUAUCUCCUUCUACUUGACUGGAUUAGAUUUGUCACAAUCAAGAAAGAGCUCUUUAUUUGCAGCUGCGUUUGCCAAAGUACAAAAGAAUGAGAAUAUUGAUAACCCCUCUUCUAAGCCAGUUCGAUUCACCUAUGUUAUUUAUGAGAACCAAAGAAGGUGGCUAGGUAUUGGAUGGACAUCGAAUUUGUUAUCGUAUGAAAGAACACCUUGGACUGACGAAUUUUUGAACGAGAGUAGCUCAAUCGACACAUUUAAACUACCAAAUGCUGCAACUGAUGACACAAACUUGUCCAGUGACCCCAAUUUGCAAGGAGCAACUUGGAGAUGGGUAGACAAGACUUGGAGGUUGGAUUUGACUAACGAUGGUGCAAUAACUUUGCCAAGUUCAAAACGAUCAAAGACAACAGCCAAUCCUUCAACCGAUGAAGGAUACAUUUACUACGACAAUGUAUGGAAGAAGCCAUCUACCGAGGAUACAUUUUCCAAAUAUACAAGAAGAAGAAGAUGGAUAAGAACGGCAGAGUUAAUCUACAACAGCAAUAACAAAACAUCAACAGUAGAGGAGCAUUUGGAAAAUAUUGAUGAUUCGGUAAAGUCCACUGGAGCAAACACACAAACUACAAGUCCUUCAAGGACAAAGAAUUUGAGAUUUGCUGAGGAGCCGGAGGUGAAAGAAUCAACUAUAAGUGAAGCUGUAGAAAGCACUGAUAAGAAGAAUAUAUAA
Molecule: messenger RNA, 1452 nt
Organism: Lodderomyces orthopsilosis Co 90-125
Lineage: Eukaryota; Fungi; Ascomycota; Pichiomycetes; Serinales; Debaryomycetaceae
Product: peroxisome biogenesis protein
Exons: 1
Coding region: 1-1452 (483 amino acids)
Biological process (GO): peroxisome organization
Cellular component (GO): peroxisomal membrane
Source: RefSeq, a predicted model, not a curated record